UGUUGGUUUUAUGUGGCUCUUUUUAAAAAAAUUUAAAACUGUGUUACAAACGUCAAUACUCCAAUGAGGCAACUAAGAAGUUGAAAUGGUUUACAUUGGUUUGGAGGUGACAUGUGACAGGGGACAGGCUUCAUAAUUCUUUUAUUGUGUUUCUGAAAUUGUGAGUAAGUUGUUAUCGUGGAUGAAUGUGUUUGUGAAGACACACUUCUUCCUGAGGAUGCUCUGACCUGACAAAAAGCCAGCUAUAAAAUAUAUAUUUAUCACUUUACUGUUUUCAUGUAACAACCUCACAUUUACAAUUUGCUUUUUGCCACGGUUAAUUAACCAUUCACGAUGGCUACUAACCCGGAGUGAACUUCCCUGUGUCCUACCCCGUGGUCUCAUCUCAUCACCUGUCACAGCCAGCUACCCCGUUGCUCUUUAGAGCACUUCACCGUUAUUGCGUUUCCCGGACUACCAGCUAAUUUAAGGGCAAGGCUGAAGCGACGCUGAGUGAGAAUCACAGCAACAACAAACUUAGCAUGUUCUUCUAAUGAGGGGCUGCUGGGAACGUCUGAUGCAUCUGCCAAAUGACUUGGAAGGAGAUGGGUGUACUACUGUCCAGAGUGAACAACAGUUGCAGGGGAAGCUCCGGAGAGCCCGUCAACACAUCGGAAACAGCGAGCGGCAGCAUCUGUGACGGAGAGGUCCGCGGCGCGGACAGCGACCGCUGCUCCGUCGCGCCCAUUCAGAACAACGAGAGGGUGCUGGUUCCUGCUUUCCCGGUGAGUGCGCACGUGGAGAGAGGCUACAUCACCCCGCAGCAAGUGUACAACCUGCUGAGCGCCGAGGAGGGCCAGCCCGCCCUGUACGACUCGUACUACAUCCUCAUCCUGGACUGCCGCAGCACGGAGAGGUACGAGGACAGUCACGUGGUGACGGCGCGGGCCGCCGUGACGGUGAUCCACCCGGUGCUGGGCUGUCUGGUGAGCUGCGUUGAACUGCAGAAGUACUCGACAAUACUGCUGUAUGCGGAGGAAGGAUGCAGCCCAGUGGGCAGUGCGAAGGCCAGGACGGACUCCCCGGACCUCCUGCACUGUUUCUUCCAGCUCAGCAGUUUGGGAAUGGAUCCCGUCAUCCUGCUGGGGGGGUUUUCGGCCUUCCACGCCCUCUACCCUUUCCUCUGCACGCCGCUCAUGGUCCUGCUGGAAGCCGAGCGCCACACUCUCACCAUCUACCCGUCCGAGAUCCUGGAAGAGGCUCUCUUCCAGGGCUCCGCCUCGCAGGCCUCCGACUACCGCAUCAUCAACAACCUACACAUCACGCACGUGGUCAACGCCACGGCCAACUGGCCCGACGCUUUCCCCGGCACGCUGCGCUACCUGCGGCUGCGUCUGAGCGACGACGCCCAGCAGGAGCUGGUGGAGGCCCUGCCGCUGGCCUCCAGGUUCAUCAGCUCGGCCCUGAUGGGCGACCCCGCCGGCCGCGUCCUGGUCCACUGCAGCGCGGGCAGGAGUCGCAGCUCAGCCGUGACGCUGGCCUUCCUCAUGGAGCACCGCCGCUGGUCGCUGCUCCACGCCCUGCGCUGGCUGAAGGAGAGGAGGGCGUGCUCGGCGCCGAACAUGAACUUCCUGCGUCAGCUGCUGAGCUACGAGGAGCUGCUGUUUGGGAGCAAAAUCACCUCCCUUAACGACAUCCGGCGGUGACCGGAGCGAGGAGGGGGAGUGGAGAGGAGGACGCUACCCUGGACCAGCCAGUUCUCAUUUUAGAAAUACCACAGGCAGAUUUAUCUUAUUGUUGUUCUAUUAGCCGCUGGUGUUAGUGUUACCUCUCACGCACUUAUGUUUCUGUAAUUUACUAUUUCCAUUUGAAUUAUUCUACUGAAUUUGUUUGGUUAUUUCAUUCCACACUAUUGUUAAUAUUACGCUUUAUACUCUCUAUAUAUAUUAAUCUGCUGGCAAUCCCUGGCACAAGAAGUUCCGUCGGUGUAGUUAAAGUUCUCUUAUCUUGUAUCAAUGAGCUGAAUCAGAUUAAUCUCCAUCUCCUCUAAACAUAAAAUGGAAAACGGCAACACAAAUAUUUAGGGCUAUACCGAACAAUUUCUUAAAUGUCUAUUUGUUGUUUUUAAACUGGGUUUUUCUGCACAGUUGCAGCUUCACUAGAUGAAUGGUAUCAUUCUAUUUGUAGGAUUACAUUACCGGGAUGGCUGAAUACGAACUUUGUCAACUCAGUGUAACAUGAUCCUGUCUUGCUUGACGAUAGUUGACAGAAUAUACAUAU
Molecule: messenger RNA, 2259 nt
Organism: Pungitius pungitius (ninespine stickleback)
Lineage: Eukaryota; Metazoa; Chordata; Actinopteri; Perciformes; Gasterosteidae
Product: dual specificity protein phosphatase 2-like
Exons: 6
Coding region: 570-1685 (371 amino acids)
Biological process (GO): protein dephosphorylation; negative regulation of MAPK cascade
Cellular component (GO): cytoplasm
Molecular function (GO): MAP kinase tyrosine phosphatase activity; protein tyrosine/threonine phosphatase activity; MAP kinase tyrosine/serine/threonine phosphatase activity
Source: RefSeq, a predicted model, not a curated record